Molecule: messenger RNA, 5711 nt
Organism: Ctenopharyngodon idella (grass carp)
Lineage: Eukaryota; Metazoa; Chordata; Actinopteri; Cypriniformes; Xenocyprididae
Gene: ephb6
Product: eph receptor B6
Exons: 19
Coding region: 69-3080 (1003 amino acids)
Biological process (GO): axon guidance; cell surface receptor protein tyrosine kinase signaling pathway; protein phosphorylation
Cellular component (GO): neuron projection; plasma membrane
Molecular function (GO): transmembrane-ephrin receptor activity; ATP binding; protein binding
Source: RefSeq, a predicted model, not a curated record
CUCUCUCUCUCCUCCUGUCUCCCUCUCCUGUGUUCUUCCUCUCUGGACUUCUCUUGUGUGUUGCUCUGAUGGAAAUGUGGAGGAUCUUUCUGUCUGUCUCUCUUGUGGUCCAGCACAGUUCAGCUGAAGAAGUUAUGCUGCUGGACACUACAGAGUCCACCGCUGAGCUAGGCUGGACAACAUAUCCUGACACAGGGUGGGAUGAGGUGAGCGUGUUAGAUGACAAGGGGAGACUCAUGCGUACCUUUGAAGUCUGCAAUGUCAAUCAGAACCCUCGUCUCCAAGACAACUGGUUGGCCACGCCCUUCCUGUACCGGCAGUCAGCUCCACGGAUCUUUGUGACACUGCGUUUCUCGGUUCGUGACUGUGCCAGUCUACGCUCCCCCUCCCCGACAUGCAGGGAGACACUGAUACUGUACUACAAACAGGCUGACUCCCAGAGAGAGCUGGAGAGAACCUGGGCAGCUGAGCCUACUAGUGGAGAGACGAGAGAGGGCUGGGUGAAGAUCGACACCAUCGCAGCGGACAAGAGUUUCAGCCGUGUGGAGCCAAGUCUACCUCACCAGUACAAACCUGAAAACGCACGACGCAUCAACGUCAAAACCCGCAGCUUUGCUCCUCUCACACGCAAAGGGUUUGUGUUAGCAAUAGUAGACAGUGGAGCAUGCGUGUCACUCAUGGGUGUUUCCAUAUUUUAUCGUCGCUGUCCAGCAACCAGUCGUUUCCUGGCCUUCUACCCGGCCACGCCCUCGGGGGCGGAGCCAACGUCUCUAGUUCCGGUGACUGGAACUUGUGUACCCCAUAGCCAAUCACAGGGUGGGACAGCACCAAGAAUGCACUGUAACACAGAAGGCGAAUGGCUGGUGCCUGUUGGAGGAUGUACGUGUGAUGCGGGAUAUGAGCCCAAUCAUAAUGGCUCAGCCUGUUUAGCCUGCUCAGUCGGGUCCUAUAAAGCAGUGGCCGGCUCAGUUUCGUGCACAGAGUGCCCUUCUAACAGCAGAACCAGUUCAGAAGGGUCUAAACUUUGCGAGUGUCGGAGUGGCUACUACCGCGCACCCACCGAUGCCAACACCACCGCCUGCACAAGCCCCCCAUCAGCGCCGGUGUCUCUAUCAUGGGAGUAUGAGAGUUCAGAGGGUGGGGUGUCUUUGCGCUGGAGACCUCCCACGGACAUGGGCGGUCGGAGGGAAGUGUGGUAUGGGGUGGUGUGCCGAAUCUGCCCGUCUGCUACUAGCACACCACCCAGCAUGUGCUCCUGGUGUGGAGAGACCGUCUCUUUUUCCCCUUCUCAAACUGGCUUAAAGCAGACAAGAGUCACCCUCAAAAACUUGCUCACUAGGGUCACCUACCUCAUACAGGUUCAAGCAAUAAAUGAAGUGUCAGCGCUGAGCCCUUUUCCACCUCAGUUUGCCAGCAUUAACUUCACCACCAGUCAAUCAGUGCCUUCUGAGGUUCCCAUGCUGCACCAGUUGAGCAGAUUUCAAGACUCUAUCACACUGUCCUGGCCUCAGCCUGACCGGCCCAAUGGUGAUAUCCUGGAAUACCAGCUCCGAUACUACGACAAGGGGUCUGAUGAGGACAGUGCUGUGAGCGUCUUCAGUGAAACAAACACAGUGACAGUUGGAGGUCUGAUUCCAGGCUCCAUCUAUGCCUUCCAGAUCCGUGCUCGAAACGAGAGAGGCUACGGGCCCUACAGCCACACUAUUUACUUCAGCACUCUAGCAAUGGAGGAACAGUCAAAGCAGAUUCAAAAUCGCCUGCCCCUUAUGAUCGGAUCAGUAAUGGGCGGAGCAGCAUUUCUAUUGGUUGUGAUAGCCAUCAUCAUUGUGUUUGUGUUUCGAAGUAAAAGGAGAGAGAGCCCCUAUAGUGACAGACUUCAGAGAUACAUGAGCAACAGAGGUGGGGUGAAAUAUUAUGUGGAUCCCUCUACUUACGAAGACCCCAGUGAGGCAGUCAAAGAAUUUGCACGAGAAAUCGACCCUGCUCACCUUAAGAUUGAAGAGGUCAUUGGUGCUGCUCAGUUUGGGGAGGUGUCCCGUGGCCGGUACAGGCCACUAGGUCGUAGAGAGGUGUUGGUUGCGGUUAAGACUUUGCGUUGGGGAGUGACAGACCGUGAGAAGAAUGUGUUUCUCAGUGAGGCAGGAGUCCUUGGCCAGUUUGACCACCCCAAUGUGCUGAAACUAGAAGGUGUGAUCACUCGCUCCCCUCCUGAACGUAUUAUCACAGAGUUUAUGGAGAACGGACCCCUGGAUGCCUUUCUCAGGGAAAAUGAAGAUCAGUUCAGCGUGUUGCAGCUCGUUGGCAUGGUGAGAGGUGUUGGAGCUGGAAUGCGCUAUCUUUCAGAGCGGAAUUUCGUCCAUCGUGACCUUGCUGCGCGGAAUGUUCUGGUGAAUUCGAACCUGGUUUGUAAGGUGUCUGACUUCGGCCUGUCACGUUUAAUGAGGGGUCUGGACCACAACAUGCCCACCUACACUGCUUCACUGGGGAGUAAGAUCCCUGUGCGGUGGACAGCACCCGAAGCUUUCCAGCAUCGUAAAUUCAGUUCAGCGAGUGACGUGUGGAGUUUUGGGAUACUCAUGUGGGAGGUCAUGUCAUAUGGAGAACGUCCGUACUGGGACAUGAGCAACCAAGAGGUGAUGAAGGCAGUGGUUGAUCAGUACCGUUUACCUGCUCCGAACGGCUGUCCCCCGGCUCUUCACUCUCUAAUGCUGCAGUGCUGGCAGGCUGACAGGCAGGACCGGCCGGGCUUUGAUUCUCUCCUGUCGUCCCUUGACCGUCUCAUUCGCCACCCUGCCUCCCUAAAGGCCGAACACAGCCGUCCCAGCCAGCCACUCUUAAGCCCCACACCUACUGACCUCUCAUCAGUGACAACAGUUGGUGAUUGGUUAACAGCUCUAAAGAUGGACCGGUAUAAGGAUGCAUUUGAGAGAGCACAGUACCACAGUUUGGAAAGAGUGAGCAUGCUCACAAUGGAGGAUGUUCAGGCUCUCGGAGUGAAUCUUCUCGGUCAUCAGCGGAAGAUCGUAAAUGCAGCUAAGCAGCUCAGGACACACCUCACUCAGGGACAUGUGGAGGUCUAAUGCGUCCCACAUUGUGUUGACACAGCAGUGCAUGCUGGGAAAUCUAUCCCACAAGAACACUGAAAUAGAGACGAGGACGACAAAAAGAGCCUUGAGUGAAAAAGAGGAGUUUUAUUAUGAAUUAUUCGCCCAUCUGUUCCACCCCUUGCUGAACUGUUGUCUUCCACAUUCUUCUUUUGCUUACUCCUUCAGUGUUGCACUACCUCUCACUUUCUAACUUAUCAGUUCAUUACUUGAUGCCAUUCAGUAUGAACUUGCGCCUUAAGAACACAAAAAGAAAGCUCCUUCACAAUCAGUUGCAAGGACAAUCAGAGACUUUAAAUAGAAAGUAAAUGACUGUUAUGUCUUUGUUGGCACUUGUGGUUAAGGGCACUAAAAGUUUUUUUAACUAUACAACCUAACAACAAUUAUAUUGGUUGAUAAACUGAAAACCCCAUAAUAACCACCACAAGGCCCUCAGUACUCUGCUUAAAGUCAUGUUUCUAAUCAGUAUUUUGCCUUGUUUUCCAGUAAAAAUAUCUAAAACAUUAGGUUGAGAGCUUGUUAAUUAUUUUUUUCCCCUUUUUUUAAAGAAUGCAUAAAUAUUCUUUUCAGAAAAUACACACUACCAUUCAGAAGUUUGGGCUCUGUUAGAUCUUUUAAUGUUUUUGAUACAUUAUGCUCACAAGGACUGCAUUUAUCAACCGUAAUAUUGUGAAAUAUUAUUCAAAUGUAAAAUAACUAUUUAUUUUGAAAUUAUUUUGAAACAUAAAUGCCUUUACAGUCUCUGGUUUGAUCAAUUAAAUGUGUCUGUUCAACAAGCAUUCAUUUCUUUAACUAUUAAAAAACUAUUUGGCAAUAUAAAAAUAAAAAUAAUCAAUAUUUUCUCAUGAUAAACUGAAAAAAAAAAUGCAAUUUUGCUUUGAGUAAAUUCCUUUUGUUUAAUGGAUGUUAUUUUUACUGGAAAACAAAACAAAAAUAAGACAUUAUUUAUUGAGAAAAAUAUUUUUUGCACUGUAUUCUAAAUGUACAGCUGUAUAAUAUCAUACAAUACUUACAGCUGAUUAUUCAGAGACACAAACAGUAAAGUUUUUGCGAGUAUCAAUCGUACACUAAGGCCACGGUAGUUCACUGCUUACCUAUGACUACAACCUGUGAUGUUCCAUCAUCUCACCUGUGACCAUCAUUUCACAUACAAAGGCACAUCUGUGCUACUGUGAGCCCAUUUCCCCUCACCCAUCCUAGUCCUGUCCACUAGCAGGCGUGUUCUCAAUACCCCGCAAAUGAUGUAGCAUUAACACACACUGUAAUAUAUGGGCAUUGUGAAGUAAGUGUUGCAGUAAAUGUGAUCACAGUUGCUGGCUGAAGUGAAAGAGAGAAACGUGCUCCUUGUGUAUAUUCUGUGUGCGUGUGUGUGACAGAUUUACAGUAUGGAUGAAACUAUUUAGUGCUGCUGGAAUAAACAAAAAUGUGUGUUUGGGCGUAUGAAUGGAUUCCUUUGUAAAGAAAUGUGUAAAAAGGGAGUGUAUGAUCAAGUGGAUGUAUAUUUGAAUCUGUUUGAUUGUACAGUUGUUCACCACCGUUCCACUACUGUCCAAAUUUGUAAAAUACAUACGAUUUUGUUUAAAGAUGACUAAUGAAUUUGUUUAUAUUAUCUUCAAGUUAAAAAAAAGUCUACUCAUUACGUUGCUAAAAUGUCCUUGUUUCCCAUAAACAGCACAGAGUCAGCAAAAUGACACUUAUCACACCGAUCAGUGCGUCAGCUUUACCUGGAGGUGGACAAGAUUCUCAGAAUGAGAUCUGGGUAUGAUCUGAUAGGGGUAAUGGACACAAAAUCCACACAUACAUAAGUUUACUGCUUUAAAUGGAAGUUAGUAAAACAUGCAGUUUUUGCUUUAAUUAUAACUUAUUUAGGAAGGAUGCAUCAUACUAUGGAAGCUUUUUUCUUUUUAACUUUUUCCCCCUCAGAUAUAAAGUCACAACUGCAAGUUAUAAAGUCACAAUUGUGAGAUAUAAACUCUCAAUUCUAAGAAAGAAAGUCACAAUUGCGAGGAAAAAAAAGUCCUUACCUUGCAUUUUUUAUUCCAUGGUGGAAACGAGCUUCCAUAUUAAACUGAUCAAAAGUGACAGUAAAGAAUUUUACGUUGUUUUGAAAAAAUGACUAUUUCAAAUAAAUAAUGCCCUUUGAAAUUUUAUAUUCAUCAAAGAAUCCUGCAAAAAAGUUCAGCAAAAUAUUAAGCAGCACAACUGAAAACUUGAGAAAAAAAUUAAAGGUGAAAUAUAGAGUUUCAGAUGAUUCUUGUUUAUUUUUAAAAACGUCCUUAUGCGUAAACUAUAUGUUGCAAAAACAAAAAAACAUGCACAGCCACUUGUUUUUGUCGCUAAAGUAAAUUGUUGCUGAUUAUUCAAAAUAUUUAUUCUGACAAUAUCGCACAUACUGUAGCAUAUAGGUUUGUGAAAAGUCUCCUGCAAAGACUUAUUUAAGUGCUAUAAUAAUAACCAUAACUCUACAUUCACGCUACACUUUGACCUUGCUGAACUUACCUGAAACUGCCCAUUAAAUUAUUGCAACAAAAUAAGUUGUUUGCAAACAUUUGUGGUAGGCAGGAUGAAAUCACACAGUAAUUUGCACACGUAAAUCUUACAUCUUAA